Alligator mississippiensis (American alligator) is the source of this 2799-nucleotide messenger RNA. It is a transcript of the gene TMEM254, whose product is annotated as transmembrane protein 254. NCBI's taxonomy places the organism in Eukaryota, Metazoa, Chordata, Crocodylia, Alligatoridae. The record is from RefSeq and is a predicted model, not a curated record. The transcript is spliced from 4 exons. Bases 6 to 632 code for a protein of 208 amino acids.
GGCUUAUGAUACAAGGGUGUGUGCUUCGGCCCGGCCGGCUGGGUGAGUUUUGCUUAGUUCCGCCACACACCUGGGGUGAGGGCGGAGCUACGGCUCCCUCCGGUCGCCGUUCUCGCCCUCCCGCGAAGACAUGGUACCGCCCGGGACGCCCCCGCGUCGCGCCGCCCCCACCAAUGGGGCUGGCCCGGGCCGCGCCCGCACCCGAGCUGGCACCAGCAGCAGCAGCGGCACGGAGACGCGGCAAGAUGGCGAGCAGGGGUGAGCGAGUGGCGGGCUCGGGCCGCUACUUCCAGCGCGCGGGCGGCCUGCCCAUGGCCGUUGUCGCAGUCUCCUUCGGCUACUUAGCGUGUGCAGUCUUUUCACCUACAACAAUACCAUAUGAAAGCCUGGGACCAUUGGGCCAUCUUACUAAAUAUUUAGUUGACAAUCACCACAACUUGCUGCAUUAUGGGUUUUGGCUUGCCUGGGGAAUUCAUGGAGCAGAAGCCUUGUACAGUGUCAAGUUAUGCAAGACCAAAGGCAUCAUUCACGGCCCAACUCAGCUUCAGUGGUUCUUCCAAACUGUAGUUUUUGGGAUGGCUUCCCUCUACAAGCUGCUAGAAUAUAAGCCACCGUCUAAGAGACAGGAAUAACAGACUGGACAAGAAGAAUCUACGCUAACAUACUUCAUUCUCAUAUCUCAGAGAAUGGAUCCUCCUCUUAGCCAUUUGGGUUGUGGACUAUCAAAAUGCAUUCCCAGUGAGACUCAGUACUCUCUUACCAAGCAACUCCUUGCACAUCACUAAAUGCUAAGUCUCGGGUGAAGGGCUCCUUGUAUGGCCCAAGAAGUGAGUAAUUGAAAUGGAACCUCUUUUGUGUAACUGCACAACUCUUUCUGGGUGGAAGCACUGGAGACCAAAACUAGUUUUCCUCUAGUCUAUUUAGUACCAUAAGCUGUGUAAUAAUUAAAAAAGUACAAAAAAAGUUCAUGGUUGAUGUCCCUUCCUCUCCCACUAGGUGGUAGCAGGUACUAGCAGACCUUUCUACUUAUAAAAGCUUUCCUCCAAAUCGGAGCACUUAAUGCCAGGCAGCUUGUAGCACUUCAUUCUCUUUUCUUCAAUGUUGCACUCGUCUUUGGUUAGUGCUAUCCAUCAAUCUGCUCUGACUGGUUUCUUUUUCUUCUUCCAUCUUCCACAAAGGUUAGAGAUGACAAGGCUGCAGAAACACUAACAAGCGCCAAAAUUAUACCACAGGGUGAGGUGUGGCAAUGAGGCAGAGUACAUGACAAAACACUUCAGCAUACUCAAUUAAAAGGUGCUUAAGAAUUCUGUUAAAAGGCGCUUGCCUUAAACCUUGCACAGACAUUUGCAUUUUGUACUUGUUUAUUCAAGUUACUGAAUUCAGCAGCCAAGUAUAAUUUGAAGGGUGGGUACUACUUUUUCCUGACAAAGUUAAUUCACAUAUAUAAUAGUUUCAAAAAUAUACAUGAACGUUUUGUGUGUCCCUCUAAGUGCAGUCAUAACCUGAGUAAGUUUGUAUGCAUUAAACAUCUAGUUGGAAGCAACAGUGGAAGCUUUCCAGAGACCAUCUGAAGUUAGUGUUUUCAAGAGAGUUUCCUAGAUGCAUUUGAUAUAAUUCUGGUCUAUCUUUCUUGAACUAUCCCUGAGAAACAAGAAGCUUGUCUGUGUCUUAAGUAGCUGCAGACAGCUGUUACUACUGUAAACUAUUACAUCUUAGUACAAAUACUAAGAAGUGCACCAAAGCUAAUUGAAAAUGUAUUGUGUUUUCACAAUUCUCCAGGGUUAAGAUUAUACUGUUUAUAAAAUAGUACAUAUUAGUUGUCCACCUGUCAGCCAGUACAAAUUAUCAGAAUACAAUACCAGAUUAUUAAUUCAUGAUGCCUGUGUUGCUAGCUUUCUCCAUUCUCCUAAUAGACACUUGAAAAAGGGGUGGUCAUUCUCUAAAGAGAGAGUUGUUGCCAUCCUGACCAGAAUUGCAAUAGGGGGUAACCCUAUAUUCUGUAGACUGCAACUAUGGACCAAGACUUGUGGCUAUGUCAAUAGUAGCACUAUCUAUACAUUAUUAGAAAUGUGGAAGCCUCAUACAGGCACUGGGUACAACUCUAAUCUAACAAGAUAUCUGACUAUAUAGGUGUGAAGUGGCUGCAAGUUACAGUUUAUGAAAAUUGUGCAAGUCACUGGUUAUUGGCAAAUGGUGUUUGUAUUGUCCCCAGGGCUGGAUGGCAUGUGAGAGACAGCUGAUGAGGAGUCCCAGAAAAAAAAUCUAAUUGGUUAUGAGAGGAGCAUGGUUGUAGGAAGUGGCUGUUCUCUCACCUCCUACUUUUCAUAAGCAGCUUUUUGUGACCAGUGCAUGUGUGGCCAGGAUCCAACAUACUCUACUUCAUUUUACUUAAAAUCAUGUAGUCACACUUACCAGGUGUUGGGUUUGAGAUGAGCUCAUAUUUGACUAUAUCUGCUAGUAUACAGUAACCACUGAUCUUGGAUAUGAUCAACAUUUCUUGUUUUUCUCUUGUUACUCUGCUUAUAUUUUUGGUUUUUCUCUUUUACAAGCCUUUGGCAAAUAUUCACCCUUGUGAUAUGCAAGUUUUUUUCCAAUAUAUUUGUUCAUCUCCCAUUCAUAUACAGGGUUUUGAACUAUGUUUACAGUUUUAUCUCCACUAGUAGUACAUCACUGUUUCUGGAAGUUGAAAACAAAAAGGAAAGCAAAUAAUAUACAUGUAAUCUUACGUCUUAAAAUACUGAUACUAUUAUGAUGUUCUUGUGGGAAGAAAAAAAAUCCAUUAAAAUAUUUUGCAGAGAA